This is a messenger RNA of Pungitius pungitius (ninespine stickleback), 2800 nucleotides long. RefSeq names its product syntabulin (syntaxin-interacting) (gene sybu). Gene Ontology annotation, biological process: synapse maturation; axonal transport of mitochondrion. The coding region runs from base 206 to 2173 and encodes 655 amino acids. The record is from RefSeq and is a predicted model, not a curated record. NCBI's taxonomy places the organism in Eukaryota, Metazoa, Chordata, Actinopteri, Perciformes, Gasterosteidae. The transcript is spliced from 8 exons. Gene Ontology annotation, cellular component: cytoplasmic microtubule.
GUCAGUGGUCUCGCUCCCUGUCCAAUUGCGUGUGUCCUCCUCGGUCUGCACGCAGCUCUCUCCUCCGCCGAGAAGCAGAUCGGAGGCAGCCACCACCGGAGCACCAGCAGCGGAACAACCCCUUUGUGCCUCACCGACUGACGCGCGUCCCUCUGCAAGGAAAACAACGUCACAUAUCCAGAGGAAAAACACUGAGUGAAGCACAAUGGGACCGUUCCAAGAAUAUGAGGAAAAGAAGUCGCCGGAGAAAGGAAGCCCACGCAGCCGCAUCCCUCGUUUGGUUCUCCAUCCCUUCGGGCCAAAGGACAAAGGUUCGCCUCUGUCUGACUCACCGUUGUCAGAGGAGGAAGGGAAGGAGUGUGACAUCAGUUCAGACCACUCCAAAAGGACCAUCAGCACCACCAGCUUUUGCUCUGAUGACACCGGCUGCCCCACUAGUCAGUCUGUGUCCCCCUCCAAAACCCCGUCAGGCUCAGAGCAGAGUGCCCACGGCUCGCCCACGCUGCCGGAGCGCAAGACCAAAGUGAAGAGGGUGAGGGUGAUGGACGAGUGGAGCGGCGAAACACGCGGCGCCCCGAAGCACAAGAGGGAGCUGAGGUCGGCCAUGAAAGCCAGAGGAAGUGAGGCCGACUUCAGCUCCUCAAGCAGCACAGGCAGCCUGAAGACCAAGGAGAGCCUCGCCUCCAUUUCAGCGGGAAAGAAGGCUCCUUCGCGCAGUCGCAGACCCCUCCCGGUGUUCAGACCCCCUGGGAGCCCGACAGCCAACCGCGGUGCAGAGCUCUACGCUCCCUACAGGACUCCUCCCAGAGCUGCCUCCUCAACCACCAACAGCAGCAGCUGCAACUCCAGCCCCACCUCCAGAAGAGUGAACCCGGGCCGCUUCCACUCCUGCGGGGAUAACCAUGGCAUCAGACCCCCGAACCCCGAGCAGUAUCUCACCCCGCUGCAGCAGAAGGAAGUGGCCAUCCGACACCUGAAGACCAAACUGUUGGAGUCUGAGAACACCGUCCGGGACAGAGAUACUGAGGUCGGGGAGCUGAAGUCCCAGCUCUGCAGAAUGAGGGAAGACUGGAUCGAAGAAGAGUGCCACCGGGUGGAGGCUCAGCUGUCCCUCAAAGAGGCUCGCAAAGAGAUCAAGCAGCUGCGCCAGGUGGUGGAAACGAUGAAGAGCAGCCUGAUGGAGAAGGAUAAAGGAAUACAGAAGUAUUUCAUCGACAUCAACAUCCAAAACAGGAAGUUGGAGUCCCUGCUGCAAAGCAUGGAGCUGGCCCAGAGCGGCACCAGCCUGCAAGACGACAAAACCUUGGACUGCAUCUGCGACGGCCCCGGCCCCUGUGUGAAGAAGAUGGUCGGGGAGGAAGAGGGCGGACUGGAGCUGGGAACCCAGGGGGCGGAGGCCAUGGCGGACAGCGGGCUGCUGGCAAACGACGAGAUGGCCAACAGAGCGGACAUUUUGGAGCAGGUCUUCAUGUCCACGGCGGUGGAUUUCAGUCAGGACUGCAGCGGGAAGCUGGGGACGGAGUCGGGGCCCGGGGUGUCGGCGCUGUCGGAAGAGGGACGGUUGAUUGAGGACUCCGCCGCGCCCCCGCCGGCUCUGCCGAACGCGGCUUCCGUCACCGUCACCCUGAGCGCACCCUCCCAGCAGGACACGGAGGAUAAAGGAAUGCAGACCGACGCGCUGCCCGUGGCGCCCGACCUGCAGGCCGUGCUCCUCCAGCUGCUCAAGUUCCACGGGGCAACGGGGGGGGAAGCGGCUCCGUCGGCCUGCAGCGGCCUCCCGAUCCCGCCCGACUCUCCCGCCGACCCGAAACCCCGCCGACCCAGCAUUCCCGAUCCCCCGCAGAGCCCCGACGACUCUGGCGAUUCCGGCCUGGGCUGCUCGGAACCCGCAGAGAGCCGACGGUUCAUGGAAGAGCUGGAUUUCAGCGUCGGCGAGGAGGAGCGCGGUGCGUCCCCGCGAUUGGACGCCGUCGGCAAGCGCUACUGGAGCAGCAGCUUCCUGGUGGACCUGGUUGCCGUGGCAGCGCCCGUGCUGCCCACGGUGGCCUGGCUGUACUCGCGGCACGGCGUGGACGGGAGCGCUCCGGUGUACAACAUCGCCGCUCUCAUCAGGGGCUGUUGCAUCAUGGGAUUGCACUCUCUUCGGCACGUCACUCGCAGGCCGGACGCGUGAAGGCCUUCACCCCGCCUGCACACGCGCCUGACCUUCAACUUAAAAGCACUUAAGCAUCUAUUUCAGGAGUAUUUGCAAGAUUUCUUGCAGUUUUUUUUGUUAAACACUGAUGGUAAUAGUUAUUUUUGUCUCGACACGCACUUUGCACUGUGCAGUUACCAUGGAUUGACGCAAAAUGGUGACAAGAAAGGGAUUAUUUAUAAACAGGGUUAUUUAUGUAUUUAUUUAUAAUUGACAUGUAGAAACUGACCAUCUGGGUAGAUGGUUUUGUGUUAUCGUCGUGUGGUGUCCCUUGUUAGCAGUGUUUCAAUUUUCCUAAAAUUUAUAUUUUGUUUUCGGGAGGUGGAAGAUUGAAUGUCUAUUUGGUUUGAGAUGUCCACAGUUGAGUUUUUGUUCAAAAAGAAACCUUCAGCCAAAGCUUUAAUGUGAGUUCACUGCUUUUUGUUUUGUGAAGUGUCUAUUUUUUUUUUCCUCCUUGGGAGUAGUUUUAUUUGGUACAGCCUGUGCAUUGUAAUAAAGCAAUGCUUAAGAGCAAUUGACACUUGUUAUGUGCCUGAACUAUGUGCAAUACUGGUAAUUUACAUCAAAUGUACUUGUAUCUUUAUUAUUAAAGCAUGAUAAAUCCUG